Messenger RNA from Salvelinus sp. IW2-2015, 2620 nucleotides. RefSeq names its product family with sequence similarity 185 member A (gene fam185a). The record is from RefSeq and is a predicted model, not a curated record. NCBI's taxonomy places the organism in Eukaryota, Metazoa, Chordata, Actinopteri, Salmoniformes, Salmonidae.
GUACUUAGACGCCGAUAGUGGGUGACGAGAGGCUGGUUUAUUAUAGGACAGGGCUAGAACACAGUGCUUCAUUCCUGUCUUUGGUUAGAAUAUCACCUAAGGAGUUCGAACUUGUUUCAUCAUCCUUUGGCCAAAAGUAUUGUCUAUCCGUAGGACGUGGAACGUAACGCAACGAAGUUCCGUGCCUCAAUAAAGGAGCCCUGGUGCAAAUGUUUAACCGCAAGUUUUUUCAAGACUGUUUAUGAUCUGUGACCGUGAUGUUUUGUUGUUCCGCGAACCAACGUAUACGUCUCGGYCUUUUACGUUGGUGGUCUCUGGCAGCGUGUCCAAAUAACCUCCAAGACUCUUCCUUGUUGAUUCUGAAGGCGUUCUCGACCUCUCCCUGCUCUUCAACCAAGAAAGAGGCGAGCAAACCCUUGAAGCAGUGGACUCUUGUUGUUAACCCCUUCAGCAAAGUACGGGUUCAGCUCCAAUGUCACAUCUCCGUACGACCUCUGGACCCGCACGCUUUCCCCGAGGCGAACCGGGCCUUCAUCACCAUUCAUGGCACCAYCGCAGAUCAAGCCGUCCAACUAGACAACUUCCAGGUACACUAUGAUGACCAAAACAAGGAACUGUACAUCUUGUCCGAGGUCAAAAACAGCAACGUGUCAGUGGAGCUGACCGCUCCCAUCAAAAGUGACCUUUACAUCACCACUCAAGGAGAGGGCGACGUGCAUGUCCAGAAGAUGGAGUGUGAUACCUGCAGGGUGCAGACAGAGAGGGGGAAUUGUGUGCUGCACUCAGUCAAGGGUCACCAGGUGCAGGUCCACUCCCAGGGGGGCAACGUCACUGGGGUGGGAACCAUCCAUGGCAAUGUGGACAUCAGCACCUCUGGACACAGUGCGGUGAAUGUGAAGAAGAUCCAGGGUACUACUAUGAACGUGUCGACAGAACAUGGCCCUCUGAAGGUGAAAGCCAUCUACGCUGAGUCCACCACCAUAUCUUCCUCUUCAGGGAGGAUACAGCUGGGACACAUACAUGGUGAUGCCACAGUGCGGAAUGAGACUGGAGAUAUAAUUGUAGAUGGUUCUAAUAAUGGCUACCUGAAGGUGUUGUCAAACAGUGGAAACAUUGAUGCAUAUGUAGGAGACAGUGGCAGUGCAGAAUUCCACUCUCAGCAAGGUGCAGUGUCUGUGCGUGUCCACCCCUCUAUAAGAGCAGGAGUGCAGCUGUGUGGAAUGUCAGUAGAGAUCAGCCCAGAGAUAGUCCUUCAGCAAGCAGAGAGAGAUUCUAAAGAUAGCAUGACUACUGUCACUGGCCAUAUGAAUGGGCAACCCCAGGGUGACCAGUGGAUCAGGGCCCAGGCAGACAGAGGCUCCAUCACCCUGAAGGCACAGAGCUGGUUUGAGUCUCUGAAGCUGGGCAGCUGAGGCUUCACUCCUACGCUCCAUUCCAACACUUCCAAAAAUGUCCUACCUCCUUCCUGUCUACCUACUGAACUAAGUCCUCAGGGACAAGAAGUGUAGACAUAACUAUCUCACUGACUGUGACUGUUGGGCAGAGUCCAACCACAGUUGUCUUUCUCAACCACAGUUGUCUUCCUCUGUUGUCUCAGUUGUCUUCCUCUGUUGUCUCAGUUGUCUUUCUCUGUUGUCUUUCUACUGCUAAGCUGACAUAGGAGAGAAAAAAGAAGAGAAAGUUGCCAAUGUGGAACUGGGAGACAGAUCAGUGAUAGGAUGAAAGGAAUCGCCCUCUGGGAGUCUUGACACAUGCAGACGGAGAACCCCAUGAGAGCAGAUUUAAACAAAAUAAAAUCUAAUUGAUUUCUGUUCUCAAUCAAUAGUUUUUGGUGAAUAUCAUGAAGUUAAAAUCACAUCUGUAGCAUUGACAACGCCUACUAGGCUUUAUUACGUGUCUAAAUGCAGUUGCAAAACAUGAUCACGGUUAGUAGAGGCACCUCAGUCAUAAUGUUUCUGCUUUAGCCAACUGUUGUCAUGAAAUGGCUCAAGCAUAAAUCUAGUGGCAGCCAGGCUAGUUCAGUCAUUGGCUGUUUCUGAAUACCCGCGCUUGCGUUUUAAAUACUAUGUGAAAAUAGAAAGUUUGAUAGUAUGUGAAAUGUAAAUGUUUUAMCUUUCUUUUAAUGGCAGGAUGUAUAUUCGCUUUGACUUUUCAUCUAGUAGAAUUCAUUGCACACUAUUGAGGAAGAUAAUUGCCUUGUUUGUUAUGACAAACCAGGAGAACCUCACUCUUAAGACUUUCUGAUCGUAGGGUUGAAACUGCAAAAUGUACUAAAUGUUUUUGGAUGCUUCGUAAAGGAUGUGACCACUGUUUGUUGUUGUUGCCUUUAUUUUAAACUAUUCAUGGGGGGUUCAAUUUACUGGGAAUAAAAAAUACUGGGAAAAGUGUUGACACCAACACUGACAAUGAAAUCAUUGAGGCAAUUUAGUUUUUUUAUAUMAUUUAAAUGCAAAAAUAAUUUGCUGUAUGAUGUAAAUGAAAUUCAAUCUGUGUUGUAAUGCAUAUAAAAAUCUAGAUCCUUUCUCCCACUCAGUUGAAAUGUUUUGAUGUAAAAGCUUUACAUAAAUGUAUAUACUGCAUUGAUGUUCUGAUAUAAAUUCAACAAUAUUUCCUAGCCUAA